Molecule: messenger RNA, 741 nt
Organism: Metarhizium brunneum ARSEF 3297
Lineage: Eukaryota; Fungi; Ascomycota; Sordariomycetes; Hypocreales; Clavicipitaceae
Source: RefSeq, a predicted model, not a curated record
AUGCAGCUCAAACUCCUGGCCGUCACCCUUUCCGCGGCCCUUCCCAUGGUCAGCGCAUAUCCAAUCACGGGCACCACUGUCAACUGCCGCUCUGGCCCUUCCACCCACGACAAGGUCAUCAAGACAUAUAGCAAGGGCAAUGACAUCAAGAUCAGCUGCCAGGUUGCCGGAGAGACUGUCUCGGGCAAUAACCUCUGGGAUAAAACCCAAGACGGGUGCUACGUCUCCGACUACUAUGUCAAGACUGGCUCCAACGGCAUGGUCACCGGUCAAUGCGGCGGCGGCGGCGGCGGAGAUUCCUCGGUAGGCGGCAAGAUCACCCGCAAGGAGAUUAUGGACCGUGGCCAAUAUUGGGUAUCCAAGCACAUCCCCUACUCUAUGAAUAAGCAGUAUCCCGAUCCGCAGGGUAGAAACUACCGCACCGACUGCUCUGGUUUCGUAUCCAUGGCUCUGCAUGCCGCCUCUCCUGGAUACAGCACUGUGACGCUAGGCCAAAUUGCAAACCCAAUUUCCUACAGUGAUAUCAAGGCGGGUGACAUGGUGGGAACACUUGCUGCUGGCACUGGAGGUGCUGCCGGCCACGUCGUUCUCUUCCACUCGUGGACCGACUCCAGCCACAAGAAGUACAACACGCUCGAGUGCAAGGGGACCGAUGGCUGUGUUAAAUGGGUUCGCUCCGUUGGCUGGGGUGUCGGUUCUGUUACUGCGAAGCCUUAUCGGUACAAGAAUGUCGUCGACUAA